Molecule: messenger RNA, 1531 nt
Organism: Aspergillus saccharolyticus JOP 1030-1
Lineage: Eukaryota; Fungi; Ascomycota; Eurotiomycetes; Eurotiales; Aspergillaceae
Exons: 3
Coding region: 1-1398 (465 amino acids)
Biological process (GO): small GTPase-mediated signal transduction
Molecular function (GO): guanyl-nucleotide exchange factor activity
Source: RefSeq, a predicted model, not a curated record
AUGUCCACAUACUCGCCUUCUUCCACUGGUAUGCCAGUCAUGUCUGAUCCACCAGUCUACCCGUCUAUCUUCCGUGCCGAAGCGGAGAUCGCUACGUUUUAUCCGAAGUAUCGCUGGUGGGAAGAUGAGGCCAUGACGAUGCUGUGGGCCUUUGACAUCCAGGAGAUCAAACGGGCCAUCCGCUUCGGCCUCUUCCGAGACGAGAAUACCCCACGAACCACUUUCCAGAAUCGCAAUGCCGCUGCGAUCGACGAUUUCCUGUCCGAGCUGGUUGGGCCUCAGGAGAGUCUCUUUAUCGGCAAUCUUUCACAUGUCCAAAAAGUGGAAGAGAUCUUACGACGAUGCAGAAACGAAGACCCAACGCUAGAAUCAUGGAGUUGGUUCCCAGCGCAAGGGAAGCGAUCAAUGACGGCCAUUGGCAUUGCCGACGACAUGGACAAUGAAAGCCAUGUUCACUUCACCCGAGUCCCCUUCGAGGCGCUGGUGCGGUACUCGCUCGGGUACUCAGCCCCGUUAGUGGACUGGUUUCUCCAGCAGCAUACCGCAUUGUAUAUCCACUUGUUGCACCAUCUCCGGGCGUUUCCAGAAGAGGUCUCACUGUAUAUCCAGGUGGAACAGCAUCUUCGCACCCGAAGCCCUUUCGCUCAUCGAGCUGUGGUUAUGUGUUUACGCUCCCUGCGAAAGGCCGGCCAGUUGCCGGCGAGUCCUCCGACUCCAGCCUUCGAUUUUAUUGCCGGUCCGAUCCAGCAGCUGUUCAAUGAGACCGCCCCCAGCUUAAAAUCCGUUUUGAAGGUGUUAUGUGUUUCGGCCAUGCGAUUCAAACAGACGUACGUGCACACUCGGCAAAUGGACUGGUCUCGACCCUUCCAGCUCAACUUGGCGUUCUUGGAAGACCUAACAGCCUCGACUUCGCCGCUGGAUUUUGCCAGUACGAUGUCCCAUAUUGACGAGGGAUAUCUCACCGGACUUACUCACAAAAGCUUCUCGGAGCCAGGCCCGGUGGUCAAGCGGGUAUUUACAGAGUGGGAGCUGCUGAGUAUAGCGGUGUGGGAGUGUUGUACAGCGCUUCCGGACCUGGUAGGCUAUAUCCAGGAAUGUGUACAGGCUCUACUGGCUGUGCGCAACUACCACUCCCUCACAGCCAUUAUCGACGGCCUCCGAAAGUACAGCAUCACCACAUGUAGCAGUUAUCCUGCCUCCCACGAGGUCCCCUAUAUGCUUCCUCCCGAGUUUGAAGUCCUGUUAGAUCCUUCGGAUAACUUUCUCGGUUACCGGGAAGCAUUCAACAACAGUCCCGGGGUGCCCUUCCUCGUCCCACACAUCCGAGAAUUCCAACAGCAUGGCCCACCGGCCAUACAGCUGCUCUUCCGACACAUGCGGCCAUCUCCUUCGCGCUAGGUGAUGAAUCCGAGCGCAGGUUCGCUCCAGCAAUGCCGAAGGCAACCACCAUGAAAUUCGAUUCCCCAGGCAAGGACCUAAUCAACGCGGGUCAAAUUUCACGCCGGUGGCGUUGUCGAGAUAUGUGGUCACG